AUGGGAUUAUUAGAUAGUUUUAAGGCAUUUGUUCAUUCAAUCACAACUGAUGACCAUUAUGCCUCAUAUGAUUCUCCAUAUAGAAACAGUUCAAGCAAUGAUACAACCAAUCCUCAAGGUUCCCUUGGUAAUGGUUCCAGUAUUCGAUUAAAUAACGAUUUGAAUGGUUCUCAAUAUUCAUUGGAAAAUCCUUCUGCAAGUGCUGGAUUUUAUAGACCAGGUAUGAAAUCGUCUCAACAAGAUUUACCAUUACAAAAUCUUAGUUCUGAUGGCCAACCUCCAUUGCCAUCUAUUGAUUCAUUAUGGGAUAGAAUUGAGUAUUGGAUUGAACAAGAAUAUCCUGAAUUGGAAGAUAACUUAAAUGAUGGUGUUACCACUGCUGAUUUAAAUGAAUUUAUUCAAGAUUUACAGAUUGGCAAUUCUAAAAAUUUACCUGAUGAUUUCCGAGAAUUUUAUAAACGUCAUGAUGGUCAAUUAAGAGGUGGAAAACCUACAGGUUUAAUUAUGGGUUUGGUUUUGUUAGAUUUAGAAGCUAUCAUUGAAGAAAAAAUGUUGUGGACUAAAGUUGCUGAAAGAUUAGAAACUCAAUAUUAUAUGGCUCAACAUCAACAAAGGCAACAAAGUGCUGCUAAAGAAGGAAGUAGUAGUAGUAGUAGCAAUAGUAAUACUACCAAUGGUCCUAUUAAUAAUUCAUUUAUUGCUAACCAAAGAUCCGUGCCUCCAAAUUCUAUUCAACCAUAUUAUUAUCAUAAAGGUUGGGUUGUAUUGUUGAAAGAUAAUAUUGGUAACCAAAUCGCUAUGGAUCUUUCACCAGGUCCAAAUGGUAAAUGGGGUCAAAUUAUAUUGUUUGGACGUGAUUUUGAUACUAAAUUAGUCAUUGCUUCUAGUUUACAAGAAUUUAUCUUUGGAUUUGUCACUGAUUUGGAGCAAGGUAAUUUCCAAAUUGAUUCUAGUGAAUAUCAAGAACAAUUGGGAUACUUGUCAAAUGAUAGAAAUGGCGAUUAUAUGAUUGGUGAUGAAGAUGAAGACCAAGGUGAGUUGAGUUAUUGGGAUAAAGAUGGACAAGAAUUUGGUAAAAAUGUACUUAGAGGUAGAUUAAAUUAUAUUGAGGUUUUGAAAAGAAGAGCAUUAAAGAAAUAUGGAUUAUCUGAAACUUUUGAAACCACUUUUGUUCCUCAGAGACAACCAAAAAAGCAACCACCUCCACCAUCACAACAAAAGACCAAUUCUGGCGCCCACACUCCAAUUUUGAGUCAAUCAAGAAAUGUCUCUACUAGUAAUUUGAAAAAGACAACUACCAAUGGAAGCAUCAAUAAACCUAAUGUUUCUAGUCCAUUAGCCGCUGCUGAUACUUCUUCUAGCUCAUUUACAGUUCCAAAAGAAACCAUCAUUGACAAGAAAACAAAUGAAAACAAAGAAGAACUAGAAGUCAAAGAAAAAGAAAAAGAAGAAGAAGCUAAGGUAGAAGAAAAGGAACAAGCUCCAGUAGAGGAUAAGAAAGAAGAAGAACCUGCUGAAGAAGUCAAGAGUGAAGAAGCUCCAGCUGAAGUUUCAAAGGAAGAAGUUGCAGUAGUAGAAACACCAGCCAAUGAUGAAACCAAGGAAGAAGAAGAAGAAGAAGAAGAUAAACCAGAAGACAAAGAAGAAACCAAAUCAGAAGACAAGGAAGAAGCUAAAGAAGAAGACAAAGACGAAACCAAAGAAGUCACUGAUGGUUUGAAAGAAGUUGAAUUAUAA
Messenger RNA from Candida tropicalis MYA-3404, 1737 nucleotides. It is a transcript of the gene SMI1, whose product is annotated as Smi1p. Lineage: Eukaryota; Fungi; Ascomycota; Pichiomycetes; Serinales; Debaryomycetaceae. Bases 1 to 1737 code for a protein of 578 amino acids. The transcript has a single exon. The record is from RefSeq and is a predicted model, not a curated record. Gene Ontology annotation, cellular component: mating projection tip. Gene Ontology annotation, biological process: cell wall biogenesis; regulation of fungal-type cell wall biogenesis.